Messenger RNA from Leptomonas pyrrhocoris, 1836 nucleotides. RefSeq names its product amastin-like protein. NCBI's taxonomy places the organism in Eukaryota, Euglenozoa, Kinetoplastea, Trypanosomatida, Trypanosomatidae. The coding region runs from base 280 to 1836 and encodes 518 amino acids. The transcript has a single exon. The record is from RefSeq and is a predicted model, not a curated record.
GCUUUUCUUCGCACCACAAGCGCCAUCAUUUUUAUCAUACCGUGGUGGAUUCUUUUCUUUCUUCUUCUGUAGAUCUGCGCAUUCCACCGUACUCGAAGUCGCUGGUUUGUCCCUUCUUUCUUCCCAAUUCUAACAUCAGCGACCUUGUCCUUGUAGAACGUCGGUCUGUACGACAUACCUUUUUGCGGACACCUCGACACACACACACACACUCAAAAGAAAAAGAACACGUAAGUAUAUAUAUCGAGGGCACGCGACGGAGCGUCACUGUGCAAAUCCAUGUCUCAGAUAGCACGCGCAAAGAAGAUGUUUGACGACAUCUCGUCCGACGAGGAGUCCAACGGCAGCGGCGCCGCUGUGCCAUCCUCCGGUGUGCCAGCGCAGCACGCCGAUCCGCAACCUGCCGGCGCUGGUGCAGCGCGUGCAAACAAGGCGGAGUCUCUCAUCACCUCUGAGCGCGCGGAAGCGGACGCGAACGCAUUCGUGCCGAAGUCGGCCUCCGCCUCGCAGGCGCGUGAAGCGCAAGAGGUCGAUCAAAGUCCGCAACGGGAGAGUCCCGCAACAAACAGCGCGGAGGAAGCGCCGGGGGCCACGAUGGUGACGCGGGUGGAGGUCUCUCCCCCGCCGAAGGAGGCACCGACACGACAAGCAGCGCCGUCCGACGUGACCAAAGAAUCGGCGACGGCGAAACGACUGAGGGUGACGGCUGAUGCAACGCCCGCCAAGUCGGCAGCGGUGGCGGCAGGUGCGUCCUCGUACAGCACACCAGCAACCGUCUCGAAGCGCCCCGCAGAGCGAGAGGAGAGGGAAGCGGCAGGCAAGCCACGUGGCGACUCGAGUGUGCGCAAGGACCGGAAGGGUGGCGGCGGCGGCGCCUCGGCAAAGAAAGAAUUUCGCUACAAGGAGCGAGAGGAGGUGCAGGACGCCGCCGCAUUCAGCACCACGGCGAACCGCAACGAAAGCCGCAUGCACCGCAACGCGCGGCAACGGGAGGAGGAAGAGAUGCAACACUCGCCCUACUCCACCACAUCGAAUCAGAGGGCGACGGCCGCGCAAUUAGAGUUUUCACGCGAGGAGGGGCACCCGGACCACGCCGGCCACGCCGCGCUGCUGGGCCAGCCAACCAGCGAUGAAGAAAGCGAAGUGGAGGACUUUCCUUUUGCGAGUUACGUGUUUCCCCGUCUUGACCCAGCGCUGGCGGACUACCAGGGCAGCCACACCGCCGUUGGAGCGACGAAGCGCGGCGAGGAAUGCCCGCCCAACGCGUGUGAGCGCGGCCUGGCGUAUCUGAUGGUGACCGACAUCCGCAUGGCCGUCUAUCUGGGUGUCUUGUUUCUCUCCAUUGUUUUUUUGAUUGUGUCGAUCCCGACUUCGCAGCUGGACAUGAUCGGCAAGUCGUGCUUUACCUACUGGGGCUUCAAGAGUGACUGCGAUGUCGCCCGGUACACCUAUACUCGGCCGAUGUACCCCUGCGGUGCGAUUCGCACACGUCUCGGUGCCGGCGCCGCGUUUUCCAUCAUUACGUUGAUGAUUUAUGUCGUGAACCUCACCGCCACGGUCAUCGCGAUCUGCUGCCUCAAGCACUCGCCGCACAAAAUCUCGCUUACGUCUCGUGUGGUGGUGGGUGCCGUCGGUCUGAUUACGGUGGUGACCCAGCUGAUCUCGUGGGCGGUGAUCGCUGGCAUUCACUCCUCGCACUACUGUCUGCCAGCUAGCUUUCUGGCGUAUGGUGUGGGGUUUGGCUUGAAUGUGACGUCGUGGAUUCUCAACUUGCUCGGAGUUGUUUUUGUGAUUGCUGUUCCCUCUCGACUGGUAAAUCGACACCAACGCUCGUAG